CAUGCAAGCUAAACUUACUCCAUAUAGUCUGACUUCCUGGGCUCAGGGAGAGAGUGUUUGCGAUAGUGCUAAUCUGUGUGGGAGCCCCAUACAUGAGCGCUUUGUUUGAAACUGUGAGCUUUUUUUAAAACCUCCUCACCAGUGAGAGGGGACUAUAGGGACUUCCCUUUUUUUAACUCUCCAUUUCUCCUUCACUACAUCGGUGGACAGGAUGAUAGCAGCACAGCUUCUGGCCUACUUCUUCACUGAGUUGAAGGAUGACAAAGUCAAAAAGAUCGAUAAGUACCUGUAUGCCAUGCGUUUCUCCGACGAGACGCUGGUGGACAUCAUGAAGCGCUUCAGGAUGGAGCUGGGAAAUGGGCUGGGCCAGGACACCAACCCCACAGCAACCGUCAAGAUGCUGCCCACCUUCGUCAGGUCCAUUCCUGACGGAUCAGAGAAGGGGGACUUCAUUGCUCUGGAUCUGGGAGGCUCGGCCUUCCGCAUCCUGCGAGUGAAGGUGUCCCAUGAGAAGAAGCAGACGGUUCAGAUGGAGAGCCAGGUCUAUGACACUCCUGAGGACAUCAUCCAUGGCAGCGGCACUCAGUUGUUUGACCAUGUUGCAGAGUGCCUGGGUGACUUCAUGGAGAAGCAGAAUAUAAAGGACAAGAAGCUUCCAGUCGGCUUCACCUUCUCAUUCCCCUGUGCACAAACCAAACUGAAUGAGAGUUAUUUGCUCACUUGGACUAAACGCUUUAAAGCCAGUGGAGUUGAGGGGAUGGACGUUGUGGCACUUCUGAACAAGGCCAUCAAAAAGCGUGGGGACUAUGACGCAGACAUCAUGGCAGUGGUCAACGACACGGUUGGAACCAUGAUGACCUGUGGCUUUGAUGACCAGCGGUGUGAAGUCGGGGUCAUCAUAGGCACAGGUACUAAUGCUUGUUACAUGGAGGAGCUGAGGCACAUUGACCUGGUGGAGGGAGACGAGGGCAGGAUGUGCAUCAACACAGAGUGGGGAGCCUUCGGGGACAAUGGGAUGCUGGAGGACAUUCGCACAGAGUUUGACAGAGAGAUUGACCGGGGAUCUCUGAACCCAGGGAAACAGCUGUUUGAGAAGAUGGUCAGUGGGAUGUACAUGGGCGAACUUGUGCGACUCAUCCUGGUCAAGAUGGCCAAAGAAGAAUUUUUGUUCGAGGGUCGAAUAACCCCUGAACUUCUUACCAAAGGGACAUUUGAUACCAAACAUGUUUCUGCCAUUGAAAAGAGUAAAGAAGGCCUCACCAAAGCCAAGGAGAUCCUGGGUCGCCUGGGUGUGGAACCAUCUGCAGAUGACUGCAUCGCUGUGCAGCACGUAUGCACCAUAGUCUCCCACAGAUCAGCCAACCUCAUCGCUGCCACUCUGGGCGGCAUCCUCUCCAGGCUAAAGGACAACAAAGGGAAUCCUCGUCUUCGCACUACUGUGGGCAUCGACGGCUCUCUCUACAAGAUGCACCCGCAAUAUGCCCGGCGUCUCCACAAAACCGUCCGCCGCCUAGUUCCCGAGUCAGACGUCCGCUUCCUGCUCUCAGAGAGUGGGAGCUCCAAGGGCGCUGCCAUGGUGACCGCCGUGGCCUACCGGCUGGCUGACCAGCGUCGUCAGAUCACAGAGACCAUGGCUGAGUUCAGACUGACCAAUGACCAGCUGCUGGAGGUAAAGAAGAGGAUGAGGACGGAGAUCCAGAACGGCCUGGGGAAAAAGACCCAUGACAGCGCCACCGUCAAGAUGUGGCCCACAUAUGUACGAAGCACACCGGAUGGAUCAGAAAAUGGGGAUUUCUUGGCUUUGGAUUUAGGAGGGACAAACUUUAGAGUGCUGUUGGUGAAGAUCCGUAGUGGCAAGCGGCGGACAGUAGAAAUGCAUAACAAAAUAUAUGCCAUUCCUAUGGAGGUGAUGCAGGGGACUGGCGAGGAGCUGUUCGACCACAUUGUCCAGUGCAUAUCUGACUUCCUGGACUACAUGGGCAUGAAGAAUACUCGCCUGCCUCUGGGCUUCACCUUCUCGUUCCCGUGCAGACAGACCAGCCUGGAUGCGGGCAUCCUGGUCACCUGGACUAAAGGCUUCAAGGCGACUGACUGUGAAGGGGAGGAUGUUGUGGGGCUUCUCAGAGAGGGGAUUAAAAGGAGAGAGGAGUUUGACUUGGACGUGGUGGCAGUAGUGAAUGACACAGUGGGGACCAUGAUGACAUGUGCAUAUGAAGAAGCCACCUGUGAGGUCGGCCUGAUUGCAGGAACUGGCAGCAAUGCCUGUUACAUGGAGGAGAUGAGGAACAUUGAGACGGUUGAGGGAGAUGUGGGGAGGAUGUGUGUCAACAUGGAGUGGGGCGCCUUCGGGGACAACGGCUGUCUGGAUGAUAUCAGGACAGAAUAUGACAGAGCUGUGGAUGACUUCUCACUCAACCCUGGCAAGCAGAGGUAUGAGAAGAUGUGCAGCGGCAUGUAUCUAGGGGAGAUUGUGCGAAACAUCCUGAUCGAUUUGACGAAGCGUGGCUUUCUCUUCAGAGGGCAAAUAUCAGAGACACUAAAGACCAGAGGCAUUUUCGAAACUAAGUUCCUCUCCCAGAUUGAAAGUGACCGCUUGGCGCUACUGCAGGUGAGGUCCAUUCUGCUGCAUCUGGGUCUGGACAGUACAUGUGAUGACAGUAUCAUCGUCAAGGAGGUGUGUGGUACAGUGUCUCACCGGGCAGCCCAGCUCUGUGGAGCCGGAAUGGCUGCCGUCGUUGACAAAAUCAGAGAGAACCGUGGGCUGGACCAAAUGGACAUCACCGUGGGGGUAGACGGAACGCUCUACAAGCUUCAUCCACACUUCUCUGGGGUCAUGCACCAGACAGUGAAAGAUUUGGCCCCUAAGUGCAACGUCAACUUCCUUCUCUCCGAGGACGGGAGCGGCAAGGGAGCAGCCCUCAUCACCGCCGUGGGCUGUCGCAUGCGUGAGCAAGAGCAGCAGAAGAGCUGAGUCUGUUUGGCCUCCUCCUCUCCUCGUCCUCUUCUCCUUAUAGCAGCAUACCUCUCUAACGAUGACGCUGCUACAGUAUCCGCCGCUCUGCUCCAGACACAACCCCGUUGUUCCCCUGUGGUGGGUAGAUCUCAGGGGCACCGAUGACGGAACAUUACGUGCUUCCAAACCAUUUCACUCCUACACCUGCUAUUACCAGCCUUUUGCGCUUUCUGUUGAUCUGUAUGAAAAUAACUGGGCUCUUUGUUUGAUUUGAAUCUUCUUUGUGAUGUUAGAACACCGGUGUAGGUAUUUGGGGCUUUGUAUAGCAGAGAAGAAAGGGAAUCUUUAUGCUUUGAAUGUCUUAUACCUUGCCCAGGUAUAUAAAUGUUAUUUAUUUUAUUGGGUGGAUGUUUUGACAUAAUGAGUGUUAGGGGGAUAAUCAUUGUAAGGUUAGAGAUCUCUAUUGCAAAAAUUGAGUUUUAUUUUUAACAUGGCAUUGGCAAAUACAUGGUAAGUAUUUCCCAAAUGUCAACUUUUUUUUUGCUUGAUAGAAUAUCUAGGGUUGUCAUGAAUGCACCAUUUGUUCCUCGACAUUUGAGCAUAUUUUCAUUGCUCAAGGGCAGGCUGCUCACAAGCUUGUUCAAAAGUCAAUACAGCCACCCUGUAGGAUGCUUCCUUAAUGCAUUGCUUUGGCAGUCUUUUUAAAACCUCUCAGGUUUAGUCAUUUUAAAUGUAUAAAAAUGUUUUUAAGUAAAUGUAGAAAUCAUGCUUUUUGCCUGACCACUCCUGCUGAAAACCAUAGCUCUAAAGCAACUGUAUCAAUAAAAGUGUAUUUUGUGAACAAGAUGACUUGAAUUCCAACAGUGCACAAUGUAAAAAAAAAUUAUGCUUAUAACAGAAUAAAGGGAACAAGAUAGGAGUAUACGUUUGCAUACUGCAGUUGAAUGUUUGAGUCUUACUGUACGAAAAUAAUAGCUCUGAGAACAUGAUAAAUGCAUGCCUUAUUUGGUGUCAGAUGUCUAGAAUACAUUUAUUUUGUACAAUUAUAGAGAUGCACUAAAGCUGGUCCAAAUGAUGCAAUGGGAUUAAAUGAAACUUUAUUUUGAUGUGCUACCGAACAUGAAGCUUUUACUUAUCUUUGAAGAUCUAUGGUAAUUAUCAUGGCACUACUUUUUUCAAUAAAGGUCAACUUCCAUUCUGA
Molecule: messenger RNA, 4154 nt
Organism: Coregonus clupeaformis (lake whitefish)
Lineage: Eukaryota; Metazoa; Chordata; Actinopteri; Salmoniformes; Salmonidae
Product: hexokinase-1
Exons: 18
Coding region: 212-2971 (919 amino acids)
Biological process (GO): intracellular glucose homeostasis; glycolytic process; glucose 6-phosphate metabolic process
Cellular component (GO): mitochondrion; cytosol
Molecular function (GO): ATP binding; fructokinase activity; mannokinase activity
Source: RefSeq, a predicted model, not a curated record